GUCUCCCGCCCACCUCAGCCUUCGGGCUAGGGUGAGUGAGGGCUCUUGGGUUAGUUCCUGUUAGGCCCCGGCCGGGGGAGUAGGUUGAAGUCUCCUAAGAUGCCCGGUGGGCUGGGGCACCGGGAGCUGUGAAGGGAACGUGAGGAGGCGGCGUAGUGGAGACCCACGGCAGGCCUGAAGAAGAGCGGCGGCCGAGCCCGCCUUCCCUGCACCAUGCUCAUAGAGGAUGUGGAUGCCCUCAAGUCCUGGCUGGCCAAGUUACUGGAGCCGAUAUGUGAUGCUGAUCCUUCAGCCUUAGCCAACUAUGUUGUAGCACUGGUCAAGAAGGACAAACCUGAGAAAGAAUUAAAAGCCUUUUGUGCUGAUCAACUUGAUGUCUUUUUACAAAAAGAAACUUCAGGUUUUGUGGACAAACUAUUCGAAAGUCUCUAUACUAAGAACUACCUUCCACUUUUGGAACCAGUAAAGCCUGAGCCAAAACCACUAGUCCAAGAAAAAGAAGAAAUUAAAGAAGAGGUAUUUCAGGAGCCAGCAGAGGAAGAACGAGAUGGCAGAAAAAAGAAAUAUCCUAGUCCCCAGAAGACUCGUUCAGAAUCUAGUGAACGAAGGACACGUGAGAAAAAAAGAGAAGACGGGAAGUGGAGAGACUAUGACCGGUACUAUGAGCGGAAUGAAUUGUACCGUGAGAAGUAUGACUGGAGAAGAGGCAGGAGUAAGAGUCGGAGUAAGAGUCGAGGCCUGAGUCGUAGUAGAAGCCGAAGUAGGGGGCGCAGCAAAGACCGGGAUCCAAAUAGGAAUGUUGCAGAGCACAGGGAAAGAUCGAAGUUUAAGAGUGAAAGGAAUGACCUAGAGAGUUCCUAUGUGCCUGUGUCUGCACCACCUCCAAACUCUUCUGAGCAGUAUUCCUCUGGGGCACAGUCUAUUCCCAGCACUGUUACUGUGAUCGCACCUGCUCACCACUCUGAAAACACAACUGAGAGUUGGUCUAAUUACUAUAACAAUCAUAGCUCUUCCAAUUCUUUUGGUCGAAACCUACCACCAAAGAGGCGAUGCAGAGAUUAUGAUGAAAGAGGAUUUUGUGUACUUGGUGACCUUUGUCAGUUUGAUCAUGGAAAUGAUCCCCUAGUUGUUGAUGAAGUUGCUCUGCCAAGUAUGAUUCCUUUCCCACCCCCUCCUCCUGGGCUUCCUCCUCCACCACCUCCUGGAAUGUUAAUGCCUCCAAUGCCAGGUCCAGGCCCGGGCCCGGGCCCAGGUCCAGGCCCGGGCCCGGGCCCAGGUCCAGGUCCUGGCCAUAGUAUGAGACUUCCUGUUCCCCAAGGACAUGGUCAGCCUCCACCAUCCGUUGUGCUUCCCAUACCAAGACCACCUAUAACACAAUCAAGCUUGAUAAAUAGUCGUGACCAGCCUGGGACAAGUGCAGUGCCCAAUCUUGCAUCAGUGGGAACAAGACUACCUCCUCCUUUACCCCAGAACCUCCUUUACACAGUAUCAGAACGACAGCCCAUGUACUCUCGUGAACAUGGUGCUGCUGCAUCUGAGCGACUUCAGUUGGGGACACCGCCUCCUCUGUUGGCAGCUCGUUUGGUGCCACCUCGAAACCUCAUGGGAUCCUCCAUUGGGUACCAUACCUCAGUCUCCAGCCCUACCCCUCUGGUUCCAGAUACAUAUGAACCAGAUGGUUACAACCCAGAAGCUCCUAGUAUUACUAGUUCUGGUAGAUCUCAGUACAGACAGUUCUUUUCAAGAACACAGACACAGCGCCCCAAUCUGAUUGGCCUAACAUCUGGAGAUAUGGAUGCAAAUCCAAGAGCUGCUAACAUUGUGAUCCAGACUGAACCACCAGUUCCUGUUUCGAUUAAUAGCAACAUAACCAGAGUAGUUCUUGAACCAGAUAGUCGAAAAAGAGCUAUGAGUGGUUUGGAAGGGCCACUCACAAAGAAACCUUGGCUGGGAAAGCAAGGAAAUAACAAUCAAAAUAAACCAGGGUUCUUACGAAAGAAUCAGUAUACAAACACCAAAUUAGAAGUCAAGAAAAUCCCUCAGGAAUUGAACAACAUUACCAAGCUCAAUGAACACUUCAGCAAAUUUGGAACUAUUGUUAAUAUCCAGGUUGCUUUUAAGGGUGACCCAGAAGCAGCCCUAAUCCAAUAUCUUACCAAUGAGGAGGCCAGGAAAGCCAUUUCUAGCACAGAAGCAGUUCUAAACAACCGAUUCAUUCGAGUCUUGUGGCAUAGGGAAAAUAAUGAGCAACCGACACUACAGUCCUCAGCACAGCUGCUCCUGCAACAACAGCAAACGCUUAGUCACCUCUCACAGCAGCACCAUCACCUGCCACAGCAUCUUCAUCAGCAGCAGGUGCUAGUGGCCCAGUCUGCUCCUUCAACAGUGCACGGAGGUAUCCAGAAGAUGAUGAACAAACCACAGACAUCAGGUGCAUAUGUUCUUAACAAAGUUCCUGUUAAACAUCGUCUUGGACAUGCAGGUGGUAACCAGAGUGAUGCAUCACAUUUGUUGAAUCAGUCUGGUGGUGCUGGAGAAGAUUGCCAGAUAUUUUCAACUCCAGGCCAUCCAAAAAUGAUUUACAGCUCCUCAAACUUAAAGACACCUUCAAAACUCUGUUCAGGGUCUAAAUCUCAUGAUGUUCAAGAAGUGCUUAAAAAAAAACAGGAAGCAAUGAAGUUACAACAAGAUAUGAGGAAAAAAAGACAGGAAGUGUUAGAAAAACAAAUAGAAUGCCAAAAGAUGUUAAUAUCCAAGUUAGAAAAAAACAAAAACAUGAAACCAGAAGAAAGAGCAAAUAUAAUGAAGACUUUGAAAGAGCUUGGAGAGAAGAUCUCACAAUUAAAAGAUGAAUUAAAAACAUCUUCUGCAGUCUCCACACCAUCUAAAGUGAAGACAAAAACGGAGGCCCAGAAGGAGUUACUAGAUACUGAACUGGACCUCCACAAGAGGCUGUCCUCAGGAGAAGACACCACAGAAUUACGGAAAAAACUCAGUCAGUUACAGGUUGAGGCUGCACGAUUAGGUAUUUUACCUGUGGGUCGAGGAAAGACCAUGUCCUCUCAAGGUCGAGGAAGAGGCCGAGGGCGUGGAGGAAGAGGAAGGGGCUCACUAAAUCACAUGGUGGUGGACCAUCGUCCCAAAGCACUAACAGUUGGAGGAUUCAUUGAGGAAGAAAAAGAAGACUUGCUUCAGCAUUUCUCAGCCGCAAACCAAGGGCCAAAAUUUAAAGACCGUCGGCUACAGAUAUCAUGGCAUAAGCCCAAGGUACCAUCUAUAUCCACUGAGACUGAAGAAGAAGAAGUCAAGGAGGAGGAAACAGAAACCUCAGAUUUGUUUUUGCCUGAUGAUGACGAUGAAGAUGAAGAUGAAUAUGAGUCUCGCUCAUGGCGAAGAUGAAAUCUGAUGCUAGCUGUAUAAUUUUUAGGAAUAUUGUUUAGAAGAACAACUUUUAAAAAUUAUUUAAAAGAAGUCAAUGAGCCAAAAAAAAUUUUUUUAUUUUUCUUUUCAACACAGUAGGUUCAAGAACAGCAAGUUUGCUAUUUAAACACAUCUCAUAACUGUACAUGAUAUUAAAGCACCAAAGGCCUAGUGACUUUUACACAGUUGUGAAGAUCCACAGCAAUGACAUGGAUAAUCUCUAGAGCCUUAUUUUCCACACCACCUUUUUUUUGUUGCUGUUGGUGUUGGAUUAUGAUGUAAAUGACAGGGUGUUCAGAAAUUUUAUUUUGGAUUAUAAUCUACUGAUAAAGUUUAAUUAAAUGUCAAAAUCACCUGUAAUCUUUUAACUCUCAGUUAUUAUGGAUGGGUCAUCAGACAGUAGGAAAUAUUUGUAAUUAAAAUACCCUUUUGCUUUCAAGAGUGGUCUUGGAAGAAAAAUAUGUUUAUUUUAAUUUUAAUUUUUUUUUUUUUUUACUUUGGAGAGCCCAAUUUGUACUGAGUCUAAAUUUGUUUUUCAUGGUUUUUAUGUGUGGUAGUACUAGUUCAGUGAAAAUCACGACAAACUGUGUGUUUUUAAAUGCUACAGCAAUGGUAGCUAGCUCUAUAGUAUUUCCACUCUCUUGUCAUAUGAACUCCUGGACUUUUCCUGCUACUGAUUCUUAGUUUGCUUUGAUAUUUAGUGAGCGCUGGUUCGGCUGGUCUUUUUAAAAAUUUUUAUAACUCAGAAUGUAAAAGGCUUUCACCUAUUGCCCCUUUCUCAUCCCCCUUUUCUUCCUCUUGCCUUUCUAUUAAUAGGCCUGACUUAGUCAUCAUUGAUAUAAGUGGUUCAUUUGGGCAACCGCAGGCAGUCUCCAAUAAAAGGUUCAAACCAGCACCUGGAUAAAUAAGUGAUGUUUUGAUGAGAAUGAUGGAAGGAUUUUGGGGAGAAGAGAAUCACCAGCUUUUUUUUUCCCCCCUCUUUUGAAGCUUCAGUUCAGUAUAGUUACACAGAAGGGUUUAAAAAUGUCUGAAAUUCUUUUCCUAAAUUUAAACCAUGAUGGUGAGGUGACUGGGGGGUGGGGGUGGGGGUGGGAGGGGGUUGAGGGCUGAGUAUGCUAGUAAUAAAUGGGAGUCAUAUAUGACUUUGUUCAGAUGACCUUAUUUUUUCAUAAUUUUGUAGCUUGUUGCUAUUCAUGAACAUACGCAUCCCUCAGUAGACAGUUUCCUUUACUGUGUGCAUUUUUACUGUACACUGUAUAGAGUAGAGUAUCUGUUAAGUAAAAUAUAUAUGUAAAUUUAUGUCCUCGUGUUCUGAAUGUUAGAUGGAAAAGCAGAGGAGCAACACUACACUGUACUGACCCCUGGGAAAAUAAAAUGAUUAAUGUACAUAGGCUGUCACUUUUUCAAGGAUAUACACAUCUGUGUUUUUAUAUGUGUGUGGUAUGAAAAUUUGAAACCUCCUGUUGGCUCCAAAAGGUUCUUGGUGACCACUAUAUCAAGGAUUUUGUUUGCUGAGGUAAAGACUAUUUCUCAAAAUAGAAACUAUUCACUAAGAACUUAAAACCAUCAGGAUUCUAGAUUUACUUAGCUAUAAGAAGUUAAAUCCCAUGUUCUGAUAAUCUUUAUUCUUCUACAUGUUUUCCUGGAAUGAUGUGUCAAACCAGGGUCAUUUUUAAGUUCAUAUAAUUUUCUUUCAUAAUAAUGAGGACUUCCUCUUUCUAGGUUAUUGUUAUAUUUCUAGUAACACUGAAGGUAAAAUAAGCUUAUAAAAGAAGGAAAACAUUAGAAUGGUGUAUCUAGAAUACACAAUCUUGCUCCUUACUCCUCCAUCAUCUCCAAUGAAAUUUUUCUUGAUGUCUGUGGCUCAGUCAGUAUAUAUUUUGAAAGAUUCAUUGUGGUGAAUAUUUUGAGUCCUGACAGUUUAAACGUGAUAGAGGGAACAAAGGAUUUAUAUAUUUUUUGUACAAAGUUUUUUCUUAAACUGUAUAAUUUUGUAAAUAAUUUGUUUGGGUUUUUUUUUUGUGUACUAAAACUACCAGCGUAUAGAUUUCAAUAAGAAUUGUUGUAUUUUUGUAUUUGGAAACUGAAAAUUACAGUAAAUAAAUGGAACUCUAAGAAAAAUUUCAGUAGACAGUUCAACAGAAUGAGAUUCCUUUUCAUAUGAUUUUUUUGACCUCAAAAUGGACAUCUUAUUUCACUCUCAGUAAAAAGUUGAAAAUUUGACUUUUUAGUAUUGGGGGCAGAAGAUAGAAGUGUGUUAAAGUGAAAAACAGUUUUUUCAGUAAGGUUUGAGGCCCUUUCUAUAAAAGUUUUCAGUACACCUUAAACAGGACUAAAAAUACUUUAAAAGUGUGCUUUCAAAGAAUUUUAAAACAUGUUUGACUCAAAAGAUGAAUUUAAAGUGAGUUGAUUAUAAUAUUGGAAAACUUAAGGUUAGCAUAAAAUAGUUUAUAUAUAUCCCCCGCCCCCUUUGGGAUUUACUUCCACCAUCAAAUCUUCAACUGUUAGAAUUUCACUUAAAAGUGAAUAACUGCCAUACAUGUUUUCUUGGCGUCUUCAUUUACAGAAAUAACAUACAGCAUCUAAAGCAAAUUCUGUCCCUCUUAAUGUGUAUGACAUCUUUUUAAGUAGCUGAUCAGCAAUAAUAGCCACCAGUUGACUAGGUCAGCCUGAUAUACUAGUGGAUUACUGUCCAAGAUAAAAAGGUAACCCCAAGUAUUGCAAAAUUUCCCUCAAUUUCUUUAUGUAACAUUGAAGAAAUGUUGUUACCAGCUAAGAUGAUAAAUUGGAAAACAGUCUUGUUAAGGUGAAAGGGGUCCUUGGUGAUGGAUCAUUAUUUCAAAAAAGAAAAAAAUCAUGUGAAAAGGAAUAGUGGUUCCUCUUGAUGUAUAGUAUGCCUGUAUUAUAGUUUUUACAAAAUUGUGAACUUGUGUAAUAGUAUAAUAGGAGAUAUUGUUGAAUUUCUAACUGUUUAUACAUUUAAAUUCAUAUAUGUAAUGUUUGUUUUAUCAAUUACAAUCUGAAUUUCUAAGAAGCAUGUUGACUUUUGCAAUAAAGAUGCAAUAUGGAAUGGUUCACAAUUGGAAAAAAAAGAAAAAAAGAUGAAAGUAUUACAAAUUUAAAAGAAUUUGGAAAACUUAUGAACCAUUCCAAAAAUUAUAACAAUCACCAAAAGAGCUGUAAUUCUGGCUUGUUCUGGAAAGAAAGAAAAUGUGUGUGUAUGCUUGCUUGUGAGAGUGAGUGAGUAGUGGCUAUGUAUGUGUGUUUUUUAUGUUGUGUUCAUAAACAUGAGAAUGUCACUCAAUAUGAAGUUGGGUUCGAAGUCACUGGCUAUUAAAUAUUAAGUAGGAUAACUUUCUCAACAGAGUAGCCUGGAGAAUGAAAGAGAAGGUAUUAAAAUGAUACUUGUAAGUAACCUUUGAUAGCCACAUUGUUUUGUUCCUGGAUGGUUCUUGGUAUCCCAGAUAAGAAGCACAAAACAGUUUCAUGAAAGCAAUUAUUUUAAUGUUGUCUUGAGGAUAUUCAAUAUGCCUGCCAACAGUAGGAGGGAUAUUUUCCUUAAGUAGAAUAGGGAGAAGGGAAAAAACACCUAGAAGAGAUGAUUUAAAGAUAAAUCAGUUCUGAAUGUGACAAAGAUUUGUAAGGACAAACAGGAGAAGGUAGUGAUGUUAUGCACUAAGGACUGGGUGGUGAUGAGGAAGAGAAGUGUAUCACCUGGUUUUCCCAUUUUAAAAAAUGCUAUUAUAAAAUUCCCCCUCCAAUGAUUAUGCAUUGUUUAAGAAGGAGCAUUCUUUAAAUUUCAGCUUAUACAAGAAAAUACUCAAAGAAUGAGAGUAAAGUUAUUUUCAUUCUUUUCAAAUAAAAUUUAUUUUAUAUAUUAUGUAAAUAGCAAAUAAGCUCUUUGUCACCAUUUGCUUUGAGUAGAUCUUAAUCCUAAAUAUAUUUACAAUAAACAUUAGUUCUGGGACUUUUUUUGGAGGGAGCAGACAUAAUUCUGAACAUAGUUACAUCUAUCGAACAAAUCAAAUGUUUUACUAAGAUGGAGCUCUCAUUAACAGAAAUUAAUGAUUUUAUGUGAUAUUUUUACUGAUUUUGAAGUAAGUUGUGCUAAAGUCAAGGAUAAAUUUUGAAUAAGCCCCGGCAUACAGUCAAAUCUGGAUCUAGAUAUGUUACCGUAAACACAGAUAGAAUUGUGUUUAUCAACAUGUGGGGAUAUUGGAUGAUGGGGUUGCUUUAGACUAAAUGGACCAACAUUACCUUGCUGUGCAGAGCUGCUCAUUUUAUGUUCAUUUUUAGUCUCAAAGACCUAACUUGAGAGACCAACCAAAAUUGACCCAGAAAAGAAAAAAAAAAGGCAAUCUACUGCUACUGCUUGUAUAAUGAAUCACCUUCAUUUAUGCUAAAUUGGUUUUAUUGCCAACAUCUCUCCUUUCAACAGGAUCAUCUACCAUUUGGCCUCUUCCCUGUUCUGCAGUUGACCUUAGGUUAACUAAACCAUUCCAACAUUCUAAGAUAGGCAAUUUGAUAUGGGGUGAAAUCAAGGUCAGAAUAGUGUUGGAUGAUUAUGAGUUAUUUGUGUUUCCAUCUACUCUUAGGCUUCUGCAAGCAUUUCUUUUUGCGGUGGUGGUGGUGGUGGUAGUGUUCCUUAACAUAAGCAUGAUUAACAUUGCCGUUACUUUUUCUUUGCAUUUAUAUUAAAUUAUCUUUUGUGAAAGAGCAGCAAGGAAAGAAGACUCCUUAGCUUCUUUUAGAUAAAGAUAAGCCUGAAUUUCUGACCUCACUUCCACUUCAGUUUUCUAACCGCUUCAUAGAGGCUUUUUUUUUUUUUUUUUUGAGAUGGAGUCUUGUUAUGUUGCCCAGGUUGGAGUGUAGUGGCAUGAUCUUGGCUAAUUUUUGUAUUUUUAGUAGAGACAGGGUUUCACUGUGUUCGCCAGGCUAGUGUUGAACUCCUGAUCUUAAGUGAUCCUCUAACCUUGGCCUCCCAAAGUUCUGGGAUUACAGGCUUGAGCCACCACCCCCAGCCGACUUCAUAGAGUUUUACUAGUUUGAAUACAGUAACCUACUAGUUCUUAAAAUAAUAUGUAGAGUUGGAGUUCAGGUUUAGCACUUGAUUGUUCAGAAUUGUAAUUUACUCAAUUCUUUGAAGGCAAAUAUAGGGGCGGAAACAAGCCUUUUCAGCACUUAGCCAUUUCUGUUGAUUAAAUUCUUAACAUGCCUUUGUAAAAACCUUAUAAAGAUGAAUGUCUUAUUAAUAGUUUUCUAAAGUCCUUGUGAUUUAACUUCUUAGUUUGCCUCCAGACUUCUAUUACUGUGAGAUAUUGACAUAUUUCUUAUAAUUUUAAAUUUAAUUAGGGCUAAUACAGACCUUGCCAAAUUAAUUUUUUCUUGAGGAUAAUUUUGCUUCAAGAUUGAGACUACUUACAUAGUCAGUUUGAGUUCUUAGGCCAAACGCUGCCUAUUUAUCUAUGUAAACAUGUAUUCCUGCAUAAAUUAUUGAAUGGUAGUUUCUGAACCACCCUCCAACAGUAGGGCUAUUUAUUUACUUAAGGAUUUACGUUAUUAACAUGUAGAGCCUGUAGGGGGCUCCAGAAGGCAAAAUUUAGUCUUGGAGCAGGGACUGAAUCUUUUUUCACAGCAAUUCAAAAUGAGACACAUUUUGCAUUGCAACCCAGUAUACACACACGAGACGAAAGUUUACAAAACAAUACCUACCCAAUAUGCACCUGAUAUUUUCAUCCUAUUAGAUAAAAAUUCUUGUCGGGACCCACUAUUUGGCUUUCAAAAUUACAGUUUGGAAAAACAGCCUAUUGAGUUGCCUGAUGGAGUGCAUUUUAAAGUCACUGUCUUCCUUGCCGUGACAUUGUAGAAACUAUUUUGAAUAUAAAAUGUUAUUACUUUAUCUUCUGUUUUUCCUUUUUUUUUUUUUUUUUUUACUUGAUGUUUUUUCUUGAAGGGUAUUUUGUAGUUUUUAAUUUUAAAAGCAGACAACUUCUCUGACUUUUUUAACUUGCCUACAGUUUUAUAUUUUUGUCAUUACUUGUCUUGGGAAGGGAGUGGAAUAUUGAUAUAUUGGUGCUACAUUUUAUGCAAUUCAAAUCACUUUGCAGUACUUAUUUGUAUAUUUUUUAAAAAGCUGUGAAGUCCAUAAAACUACAGCCUUUUUUUUUUUUUUUUUUUUUUUUUGAGACGGAGUCUCGCUCUGUGGCUCAGGCUGGAGUCAGUGGCACAAUCUGGGCUCACUGCAACCUCUGCCUCUCAGGUUUAAGCAAUUCUCCUGCCUCAGCCUCCCGAGUAGCUGGGACUACAGGCACGUGCUACCACGCCCGACUAAUUUUUGUAUUUUUGUAGAGAUGGGGUUUCACCAUAUUGGCUAGGCUGGUCUCCAACUCCUGACCUUGUGAUCCACCCGCCUCGGCCUCCCAAAGUGCUGGCAUUACAGGCAUGAGCUACCGUGCCUGGCCUACAACUACAACUCUUUAAGGGCUAUAAAUCAAUAAAAGAUUAUUUGGCUUUGAAUUAAAUUUUGCACUUAAUUUAGAGUUCACCUUAGCCAUCAACAAUUUAAAACGAACCAAUUUUGAUAUCUAAAAAUAUACUAACAUUGUGCCAUUGAAUUUCACCUUUUUCAAACAUAUCCCUAUAAGUUUAUAAGAAAUGUAAGAAAUAGAUAAGCCCUAUAUAAAACAUAACUAACUGCCUUUGCCACUUUUCUUACUCUUGGGCAAGUGUGUCACUUGUCUCCUUAUAUGUCUGACCUUUCCCAGUUUCUAAAGUGCAAAGAGAAAGGUUGGGGACAUGUCCAUAAGAAUAUUCCCAUAUCUUCAGAAAUGCAAAGGAGAAAACCAUUAAGUCUGCAAAGUAGUGAAAUCAGAACUCAUCAUGGAGUUAUAAGUUACUAACACAUUUCAUUGUUUCUACCCUCUUGUCUAUGUACUUUUCUUUUGGAAUUCCUUAAGCAAUAAAACCUGACUUUCUUAUAAUACCAUGGUACCAAACAAAUACUUUGAAUUAACCUGAUUGAUAAUUUUCAACUCACUUUGAGGAAAUAACUCAUGGACUGAAUGCAGACUGUGACCCAAUUAGUGGAGUGAGUAGUUUGCCUACAUUCUGUGCUUACCACAGCCUUUGAGGAAGGUGUUCUUACCACCUUAUUCAGCUUUGAAAACAGUUUCAGAGAGAUAAAGUUGCAUUCUUGAGGUCACACAACCUUGUAGUGGUGGAGUCAGCAUUUGAACACAGGUCUGACUCCGGAGCUCAAGUUCUUAACCUCUGUGCUCCACUGCUUCUAAUAAAAUGGAAUAUUGCAAGUCUGUAGAAUGUCACUGGUCUUUUUUAUUAGUGUCUGUCAAACACUGCCAUGCUGGCUCCAUCUAUCUCAUCUGCCUUAGAUUGGAAGCAGACUCCCUUGGGGAGUAACACUGUUUUUAGGUAGCAUAUUGGAAACCACAGAGAACAGUUUAUUUAUGUUAAUUUGUGGGGGAACAUUUUAAAGUAGUAAUUUUGUAUGACCUCCACAAUGUACAGCCAGCCAAUUUGAUAACAUUUCACAGUAAUUUGGCUGUAUCAUAACCUGUGUUAUUUUGUUUUCAAUUUUAUCUUAAAUGUUUUUUUCCCUGUGACAAACUGAAUUAUGAUAAUCUUGCAGUAUUUCUACCUUGCUUCUUUGUGUUUUUCAAUAUUUCUCGUGCCUUUUUCCUUUUAACCUUGGCAUUAAAAAAAUCACAUUGUACAUAAAUAAGUUUACAUGCUUUAAUUUAAUGACGUUUUCAUAUAGAACGCUGAAUUUUCUAGACAAAAAGUGCUGAGAAUAGCAGUGUUCAUUUAUAGUUAUGUUUAUGCCAUAUUUUUAAAAAGCAUAUUCUCAGUGAAUAAAACUGAUGUUCAUGUCAUUGUUCUGUUUGGGGAGUUGAUUUUUUUUACAUGUUCAGAUUUCUUAGAUCAUUCCAAAUCUUUGUGGAUUUCUAAUUUUUGCAAUUUGGAGAACUUCAAAAUGUUUAUUGACUUGUAGUUGUUACGGUAAUAGUUAUCUGAAAAAAGAAAAAGAUGUAAGCGGCCUUGAAGAAGAGGGGACUUUUUAUUCUUUGACAGCCCAUGAGAAAACUGGGCAUGUUCUAAGAGGUUCAAUGAAAAAGUUUUUUAUUCUUGACAAGUUUUGUAGCAUUAGGGAAUAUUUCCAAUAUGAAAAUUGUAUCAGGGAAAUUGCUGAGACAAAAAAGAAUGAUUAUAACAUCCUGGCCACACAGCACAUGUUUUAAGAAAGGUAUUUCACCCUAAAAAUAAAAUCGGAUUAUGUCGUGUGUUUUUUUUCCUCUGUGAAGAUUCCAGAAGUAUGUCGUGUGUUUUUUAAAAAUUUUACUGUGAUUGAAUGCUAAAAAAAAAAAUGCAUGUUAUUAAAGAGUUUUUCAGCAUAUCUUGCUUUGAAAUGUUAAAUAUAGAGAAGGAAGAACUUUAUAUGUAGAAACUUAAUUUCUUAGAAUUAUAACUUUAUUUUUUGAAAAUUUUCUACCAAUAACUUUAAAGCACUUUUCUCCCUGAUUUAUUUAAAUCCUAAUAAAUUAUACGUUUCUGCACUUUA
Messenger RNA from Pongo pygmaeus (Bornean orangutan), 11995 nucleotides. RefSeq names its product RNA binding motif protein 27 (gene RBM27). The record is from RefSeq and is a predicted model, not a curated record. The coding region runs from base 214 to 3399 and encodes 1061 amino acids. Gene Ontology annotation, molecular function: RNA binding; metal ion binding. Gene Ontology annotation, cellular component: nucleus. The transcript is spliced from 21 exons. NCBI's taxonomy places the organism in Eukaryota, Metazoa, Chordata, Mammalia, Primates, Hominidae.